AUGUUCAGUCUAGUAAUACUCCAGUCCUGUGAUGCAGAGGUACCCAGCCUACAGAGUAGUGUGACGCUGGGGAUGUGUCCAGUCUACUCCAGUCCUGUGAUACAGAGGUACCUACAGAGUAGUGUGAAGCUGAGGAUGUGUUCAGUCUACUCCAGUCCUGUGAUACAGAGUUACCUACAGAGUAGUGUGACGCUGAGGAUGUAUCCAGUCUACUCCAGUCCUGUGAUACAGAGGUACCUACUGAGUAGUGUGACGCUGGGGAUGUGUCCAGUCUACUCCAGUCCUGUGAUACAGAGUUACCUACAGAGUAGUGUGACGCUGAGGAUGUGUCCAGUCGACUCCAGUCCUGCGAUAAAGAGGUACCUACAGAGUAGUGUGACGCUAAGGAUGUGUCCAGUCUACUCCAGUCCUGUAAUACAGAGGUACCUACAGAGUAGUGUGACGCUGAGGAUGCGUCCAGUCUACUCCAGUCCUGCGAUAAAGAGGUACCUACAGAGUAGUGUGACGCUGAGGAUGUAUCCAGUCUACUCCAGUCCUGUGAUACAGAGGUACCUACAGAGUAGUGUGACGCUGAGGAUGUGUCCAGUCUACUCCAGUCCUGCGAUAAAGAGGUACCUACAGAGUAGUGUGACGCUAAGGAUGUGUCCAGUCUACUCCAGUCCUGUGAUAUAG
Molecule: messenger RNA, 672 nt
Organism: Mizuhopecten yessoensis (Yesso scallop)
Lineage: Eukaryota; Metazoa; Mollusca; Bivalvia; Pectinida; Pectinidae
Exons: 1
Coding region: 1-672 (223 amino acids)
Source: RefSeq, a predicted model, not a curated record